GGCCCACUCUGCGGUGUAGACAUUCAUGGCUGAAGGAAACUGCUAGCGCUGCUCCAGGGGCCCACACCGGGCAUGGACACAGUUCUCCACUUCGGGACGAGCACAGGGAGUGCCAUCUGUGAGUGCAUAAGCCACUGAGGCCCCUACAGCACGUGGGUGGUGGCCCAGAGCCCUGUCACCCUGUCACCAUGCCGUUCGGCCUGAAACUCCGUCGAACGCGGCGCUACAACGUGCUAAGCAAGAACUGCUUCGUGACCCGCAUCCGCCUGCUGGACAGCAGUGACAUCGAGUGCACGUUGUCUGUGGAAAGCACCGGCCAGGAGUGCCUGGAGGCCGUAGCACAGAGGCUAGAGCUGCGGGAGACACACUUCUUUGGGCUCUGGUUCCUCAGCAAAAGCCAGCAGGCGCGGUGGGUGGAGCUGGAGAAGCCGCUGAAGAAGCACCUGGACAAGUUUGCCAACGAGCCACUACUCUUCUUCGGGGUCAUGUUCUACGUGCCCAGCGUGGCCUGGCUCCGGCAGGAGGCCACCAGGUAUCAGUAUUACCUGCAAGCCAAGAAGGACGUGCUGGAAGGCCGGUUACGAUGUUCACUGGAGCAAGUGAUCCGGCUGGCUGGCCUCGCCGUGCAAGCGGAUUUCGGUGACUAUCACCAGUUCGAUUCCCAGGACUUCCUCCGUGAAUAUGUGCUGUUCCCCAUGGAUCUGGCCCUGGAUGAAGCUGUCCUGGAGGAGCUGACUCAGAAGGUCGCGAGAGAACACAAGGCCCACAGUGGGAUCCUGCCAGCGGAAGCAGAGCUGCUGUACAUCCAUGAGGUGGAGCGUCUGGACGGCUUCGGACAAGAAGUCUUCCCUGUGAAGGACAAUCAGGGGAGCAGUGCGCACUUGGGCGUCUUCUUCAUGGGUGUCUUCUUGAGGAGCUGCGUGGGGAGGCAGGUGCUAGUGUACAGGUGGAGUGACAUCGGCAACAUCAGCCACAACAAAUGCACCAUCCUGGUGGAGCUGGAGCACAAGGAGGAGACUGCACAGUUCCACACUGAUGAUAUUGAAAAUGCCAAGUAUAUCUCACGGCUGUUUGCUGCCAGGCACAAGUUUUACAAACAGAACAAGAAUUGCACCGAGCCAACCAGCUCUCCGCCCCCCAUCCGAAGGCAGCCAACCUGGAGCCGGUCCUCACUGCCACGACAGCAGCCUUACAUCCUGCCCCCUGUGCAUGCCCAGUAUGGUGAGCACUGCCUAGAGAGUCACACCUCCCAAGAUAGCAUCUUUCCAGGGCAUGAGGAUGCGCUGUACUGCACCUCCCGCAACAGCCUAGACUUGAGCUACGUGAGCUGCCCAGUGGCCAAUGGCAGCGUCUGCAGUGUCAACUCCCUCAGCUGCUCGCAGAGCUUUGCCCCAGCCUCACCUGUGUCCUCCAGCCUCAGCAUCCCUGGCAGCGAUCUCCUGGGCCCUGACUGUAUCCCCAGCCACCGCCACAGUGCCAUCAUUGUGCCCUCUUACCGGCCCACCCCUGACUACGAGACUGUGAUGCGGCAGAUGAAGCGAGGUGCCCCGAGGCCUGAUGGCCAGAGCCAGUCACUGCGCAACCUCAGCCUCAUCCACACACAUGCCUACAGUCGGCCCGAGGAGCUGGUGUAUAGUCAGCCCGAGAUGCGUGAGCGGGUCCCUUGCGCACUCCCCUAUGGCCCGCCGGGGUUCUAUGGGCACAGACGGGUAGGGCCAGGUGCCCCCGGCAACCCCCGGCAUGUGGCCACAGUGCCCAUCCAGCCAGGGACCAAUGCCAUCUCCCACACGGUGAGCACCCCGGAGCUGGCCAAUGUGCAGGUGCAAGCACCCCCUGGCUACAACCCAGCGCAGGUGCUCCAGGGUUAUCUCUUCCGGCCACCACCCCCAUACCCACGGCCGCGGCCUGCUACCAGCACCCCAGACCUGGCCAGCCACCGCCACCAGCGCUACGUCAGUGGGAGCAUCCCAGACCUGGUGACGCGCAAAGUGCAGCUGUCGGUGAAAACAUUCCAGGAGGACAGCUGCCCAGUGGUGCACCAGUCGCUCCAGGAGGUGAGCGCGCCCUUGUCAGCUGCCAAGCGCCACAGCCUGGAGGUGAUGAGCACCAUGGUGCGGGGCAUGGAGGCCAUGGCCCUUAAGUCUGUGCAUCUGCCCCUGGCACGGCGCAGCAACACACUUCGGGAGCACAUGCCAACUGAAGAUGGGCCCCCAGCACCCCGCUUCCACCACCAGAAGACUCUCUCCAGUGCCACCAUGCUGAUUCACAGCAGCGAGGAUGAGGACGAUGAGGAGGAGCAGGCUGGAGGUGUACCCGCUGCCACAGCACAUCUGGCUGCCCUCCGCGAGAAGAUGGACUACAGCGCCCAGCUGCAGGCUGCCCUGGCCCGCAUCCCUAACAAGCCACCACCUGAGUACCCAGGGCCCCGGAAGAGUGUGAGCAAUGGGGCGCUGCGGCUGGACCCAGCAUGCCCCCCGCCGGCUACCACUCGCCCGCGGGUGCUUCGGUCCGGACCCCCUAAGGCUGACCUGCCGGCUGUGGGCAGUGGGCCUGCUCUGGGCCCAUCUAUCUCGGAGCCAGACUUGAGCAGUGUGAAGGAGCGAGUGAAGAAGGAUCUGGUCAAGGAGCGGCCGGUGUCUGAGAUGUUCUCACUGGAGGACAGCAUCAUCGAGAGGGAGAUGAUGAUCAGGAACCUCGAGAAGCAGAAGUUGGCAGGCCUGGAGGUGCAGAAGCGGCCACUGAUGCUGACGACACUCAACGGGCUCUCAGUGGGCCGGGUCCCAGGCCGCGAGGACUGCCGGGGCCGAGGGUCCCGGGUGCCUAUGGACGAGAGGUUUCGAAGCCUCAAGCAGAGGUUGGAGGAUGGGCUGGUGUUCGCAGAAUACGAGCAGAUUCCCAAGAAGAAGGCGGAUGGGGACUUCAGCACUGCCACGAUGCCCGAGAACACAGAGCGCAGCCGGACCCGAGAGGUGCUUCCCUACGAGGAGAACCGUGUGACUCUGGCGCCCACCAAGGAGAACAGCUCGGGCUACAUCAACGCCUCUCACAUCAGGGUGGUGGCAGGCGGUGUGGAGUGGCACUACAUAGCCACGCAGGGGCCACUGCCACAUACGUGCCACGAGUUCUGGCAGAUGGUGUGGGAACAGGGCGCCAACGUGAUCGCCAUGGUGACAGCAGAGGAGGAGGGCGGACGCACCAAGAGCCAUCGGUACUGGCCCAAACUGGGCUCCAAGCACAGCGCAGCCACCUACGGCAAAUUCAAGGUGACCACCAAGUUCCGCACAGAUUCUGGUUGCUAUGCAACCACAGGCUUGAAAGUCAAGCACCUUCUGUCUGGCCAGGAAAGGACAGUGUGGCAUUUGCAAUACACCGACUGGCCAGAUCACGGCUGCCCUGAGGAUGUCCAAGGAUUUCUGGCAUACUUGGAGGAGAUCCAGUCUGUUCGUCGACACACCAACUGCAUGCUGGAGAACCCCAAGGCCUGCCCACCCCCCGUCGUGGUCCACUGCAGCGCUGGCGUGGGCAGGACCGGCGUGACCAUUCUCUCUGAGCUGAUGAUCUACUGCCUGGAGCACAAUGAGCAGGUGGAGGUGCCAGCCAUGCUGAGUGUGCUCCGGGAGCAGCGUGUGUCCAUGGUACAGACCAUCAUCCAGUACAGGUUCGUCUACCAGGUCCUCAUUCAAUUCUUACACAACUCCAGGCUCAUUUAGCACCCCGACUCGGGGCAGGACCCCCUGACAACGUCUGCCCCCCCCUCAGGGGUACAGACAGCCCAGCCAGCAGCCCAGGCUCCUCACCAGCACCCUGGAUUAUUUUAUACGAUAAUUUAUUUUGUCCCCGUGGAAGAAUGUUGUGAAUGAUUGUAUAUCACUGCCUCCAAAAUAUAUUCUGUUGCCUCAGAA
This is a messenger RNA of Suncus etruscus (white-toothed pygmy shrew), 3902 nucleotides long. It is a transcript of the gene PTPN14, whose product is annotated as protein tyrosine phosphatase non-receptor type 14. Gene Ontology annotation, biological process: protein dephosphorylation; lymphangiogenesis. The transcript has 19 exons. Bases 189 to 3710 code for a protein of 1173 amino acids. The record is from RefSeq and is a predicted model, not a curated record. NCBI's taxonomy places the organism in Eukaryota, Metazoa, Chordata, Mammalia, Eulipotyphla, Soricidae. Gene Ontology annotation, cellular component: cytoskeleton. Gene Ontology annotation, molecular function: protein tyrosine phosphatase activity.